AUGUCUAAAUCGUCAGAACAGUAUGACAGCUCAGACUGCGUUUGCUCCUACGGGAUGAAGUUGACGUGGGACAUCAACGAUCCAAAACUGCCUCAGGACAUAAAGCAGUUCGACGCCUUUCAAGAGUGGACGGAUGGAUACGUACGGUACAUCUACAGCACGGAGGACAAGAACGCGCAGCGUCACUUGAGCGGCUGGGCCAUGCGCAACACCAACAACCACAACUGUCAGAUCCUGAAGAAGUCCUGUCUGGGGGUGGUAGUAUGCGCGAGAAACUGCACGCUCCCGGACGGCAGUAAACUCCAACUGCGACCGGCCAUAUGCGACAAGGCACGCCAGAAACAACAAAAGAAACUUUGUCCCAGUUGUAGCUCAGCCCUGGAGCUGGUACCUUGCCGAGGACACAGCGGUUACCCCGUCACAAACUUCUGGCGUGUGGAUGGAAAAGCAAUCUUUUUCCAGGCUAAAGGAGUUCACGAUCACCCCAGACCCGAGAGUAAAUCUGAAACUGAGGCACGGAGAAGCGCUGUGAAGAGGAGAAUGUCUUCUCCUCACUUCUCCCAGAAACGUCGGCUGGUGGAGCAGGAGACGAGUCGUUACCACGACAUGCCGUUUCCCAGCCUGCACCAGCUCUCCUGCAUGGAGCCCCCGGACCGUUUCAGUAUCAUAGCCGAAUCCAACUUCCCCAUCCAGACUCCACACUACCCCACCUUCCAAAACCCGGAGCCGUACAAGUUCCCGUACGACGCCCACACGGCCAUGGCCGACGCUCCCAGUCCGCUCCAGAAGCAGGCCAACCAUCGCCUCUACAUGGCCCGCCCGCCCUGCGGCUACGACUUCCCCGUGCCCGGGUACCUGGGCACCGGUUCGUACGCGGCGCUCUGCAAGGACCCGGCCAGCCCCCAGCCGGAGACAGACGCCGGGAAAUCGGGCUCGGGUCUAACCGGGCCGACUCACAGCACCGCAGCCUUAAUGAGCCACGACCGAGGGUACCCGGAGCCCGCGGCCAAACACCACAGCUGGAAGCAAAUCCUGGGAAAGGGGGCGUAUGGAGAGAGGGGGGAGUAUGGACAGCUGCCUGCCAACGGCAACCACCACUACUACAACACCGAGUACCCCUGCAGGUUCACCGGUCCAGCCCCCACCACGCCCGCCGCCCUCCAGACCAUAAUAACAACCACCACCAAAGUCUCCUACCAGCCCUGCCCCAAACCCUCCGUCGUCAAGUACGGAGAGAACAUCUACGACGUGAAGAGCCUCCCAAACUGUAGCACGCUGCUGGAGGAGGCCUCACCCACGUCCUACUCUGAACUCAAAAUCCCAGAGGACACCGGGGUUAUCAAAACAGCGCUGUCGUACCAGGAGGCCCUUCCCGCCAAAAUAGAGCGGGCAGAGAACUUUGACAGCUAUCGCUAUGGCAGCUACACCUCGAACAACUACGCCGACAGGGUGACACAUCCGUUCAGAUACGACGGUGCGGACUACUGA
This is a messenger RNA of Chanos chanos (milkfish), 1488 nucleotides long. RefSeq names its product glial cells missing transcription factor 2 (gene gcm2). The record is from RefSeq and is a predicted model, not a curated record. Gene Ontology annotation, biological process: gliogenesis; regulation of transcription by RNA polymerase II. The coding region runs from base 1 to 1488 and encodes 495 amino acids. Gene Ontology annotation, cellular component: nucleus. Gene Ontology annotation, molecular function: DNA-binding transcription activator activity, RNA polymerase II-specific; RNA polymerase II cis-regulatory region sequence-specific DNA binding. The transcript has 5 exons. NCBI's taxonomy places the organism in Eukaryota, Metazoa, Chordata, Actinopteri, Gonorynchiformes, Chanidae.